Dinoponera quadriceps is the source of this 1419-nucleotide messenger RNA. RefSeq lists its product as uncharacterized. The record is from RefSeq and is a predicted model, not a curated record. The transcript is spliced from 2 exons. NCBI's taxonomy places the organism in Eukaryota, Metazoa, Arthropoda, Insecta, Hymenoptera, Formicidae. The coding region runs from base 343 to 822 and encodes 159 amino acids.
GUGAGGAGGACUGCGGCGCACGAGGAUUUCGAGGGACGGUAUCGCGCGACGGAUCACUCGCGCGGGAGGAAACAUCACAGAGAAGUCGGAGGGAUCGAGCGGACUCGCGUCACCGACGGAUCCACCGGUCUCGCGGCACCCGUCGGCAAGGAGAAACGGCGAAAAUCGGACGUCCACGCCGCUCGUCGUCGCACCUACUCGGCCGAGCGCGGGAUUUGCGCGGGAAAGCCGGCGGAAAGUAAUCGAGAUCGAUAAGAGAGGAGGAUCGCCCGGAGGAUCGGCCGCUCUCGACUCGACACACGCACGCACACACCCGUCGGUAAACGCAAAGAGGGUCCCGAGAUGCUGGUAGCCUCGAUCUGUUGCGAACUCUACGUCACGGUGUUGCCCAACAAGAGCAUGGCCUCGCGAGUACCACGCUGCCUCUUCGGCCGGCCGAGCUCCCGCGAGACCAUCGAGCUGCUCCAGGAGGCGCUGGACGAGCAGAGAAGCAAGUUCGCCGCGAGAUGGGGAGUGGACCCCUGCGCCGAAGACAAGGAGAACAAUUAUCAGAGACGGACCAACGAGAGGAGCGAGCCGGCGUGCAACAAAAAACGGAAUAAUAAUCCGUAUUCAAGGCAGACCAGCAUUCAUGAUUACUGGCGAGCUCGAAAAAUAUGCGAUGUGAAUAAAAAGCCUCUGUCAUCCUCGGUGGAUGUGUCGAAGCAACAAAACAUGGAUUCGUCGAAAGCGGCGAAGACGACUGCCGCGAUUUCAUCGGCAGCGAAGACGAUGUCGCCGAAGAAGAUGAUGUCGCCGAAGAAGACGAUGGCGUCGAAAUGAAACGUGCAUCCUUAACGAACGCUUUACGUACAUCAGACUUUAUCUAUGCUAUCGGAAUUUACAUAUUUAUUCCUUCGCCACAUUUCCGUGCAUCAUUAUCAUCGAAUUUGCUGGGGGCGAGUCCCCCUCUCUUACAAUUAAUCGCGAUCGCGGUGUAUUAAUUAAAUUUUGUAAAUAAUUCGAAUCAAGUUUAGACUUAUGGAGGUUUGGAUGGACGACUCACUGUCGUAUUAUAAUUCCCGGCCGAAAUGGCCGCUUUUUACGAUCGAUGAUUCAUCGUCUCGGCUUGGAACGCGUCCGAGUCGGAGAGUCUCGCUCCCCCUCUCGAGCGCUCGCGGCUUACCGCGUCGUAUCGGCAGUUUCGCGCUGACAGAUUUCGCGUCGCCUAUUAGAGAUUCCUUAUCGGCAGGAUAGUCCAUCGGGAGCCUGAAGCGGUCGCUUCUUCGAUGAAGCGACGAUGCAGCACCUCCAAAGACUUAACCGAUCACAAAACGCCAACUCGCAGCUCCGCACUCUCGUCACGCGAGAGACAGGAGAAAUUCCUAUGUUGGUUUAGGAUUAGGAAACUCUUCUAGUCAUCUAGUAAUUUAAAGGAAU